Messenger RNA from Scutellospora calospora, 909 nucleotides. The record is from the annotation of a GenBank genome assembly. NCBI's taxonomy places the organism in Eukaryota, Fungi, Glomeromycota, Glomeromycetes, Diversisporales, Gigasporaceae.
AUGGCUGAAGAAGAAAAAUACGCCUUAGAUUUGAAUUUUAAAAGGAAUUUAUUUGGAAGAUCAGGAUUAAAAGAAAAUACUUACGAGAAGUUUAUCAAGACCUACAUUGAUAAAACUAUUGGUAGCGAAAUAGCGAUUGAACAAAUCAUUGGAAGAGUAUUAAGACAACCUAAUUGCCAGUAUUAUAAAGAGGAAAAACUGAACAAAGCUUAUUUUCAUAUUCGGGUUGAUGAAGAUCAGGUUUUUCAAAAGCGAAGUAAAUACCCAGAAAGUUAUAUGCAAAACAUUGGUCAACGACAAUGGACAGAAUAUGAAUUAGGAAUUCAGAUUACUCAGCCGGAAAUUCGUCAAGAGGCUUUUGGUUUAACUAAUAUGGUGCCAGCACGGGCGGAAAAAGAGUUGUGUAAAGUUGGGGAAGAAUUAAUUACUACUUAUUUAAAAGAGAGUAGUUUAAAGGUUAAUUUAGAUGACCCUUAUCAGGUGAAAGGAUUACGAGUAAGAAAAAAAUCCGGAAAGGAGUUUAAUAAUGCUUUACACUCGCAAUAUAAUGGUAGCGAUUUAAAUAACUUAGAGAGAAGGGUAGCCGAAGUUUUAGAUGAUUUAGGAAUUGAUUGGUGUCGUAAUCCUACCUAUUAUGAAACAGUGGUUUGCUUAGAAGUUACGGGUGAACACUUAGAAAAGGAUAAGCUGAAGCGGAAAUUGGUUCACGUAAGAGAAGCCGAAGAAGAAACUACCGAACAAGCUCCUCAGAAAGUUCGCGUAAUAAUAUUGAUUCAAUAUGGUAAUCCUAAGGAAAAUGAGGAAAUUUAUUAUAAGGUUUGGUACAAAGCAAGGAGAAGUGGCGAAGCAAAGUCUGUAAGAGUAGAAAAUAUUGGUGAGGGAUUAAAGAUAAUAUUAGGAGACUUAUAA